AUGACAUUUAAAGAUAUACCUGAAACUAGGAAAAUGAUCAACAUGUAUUCUCUUGCAAAUGGAUAUGACUUGCAGCAAGUUAAAAGUGACCCAGCAAGGCUUAGGUACAUCUGUGGGGGUGGGGUUAAAUUCAAGACUUUAGAGCCUGAGCACACAUAUGAACCUGCAUUUGAAAAUCAAAGAGUUGAUGUAAAUACAAUAGCUGCUUACUUUAAAAUAGGCUUGAAAGAUAAUCCCAAAAUUAAGGUUAAAGAGAUGAGAGCAAGCUUGAAAGCUGCAUUUAAUGUAAAUGAGAAACUUGAAGGUAGUUUUUCAGAUGAAUAUAAUAAGCUUGUUGCCUAUGCCAAUGAACUGAAACUUAGCAAUCCUGGGAGUGAUGUGAUAAUUAACUUAUCAAAAGAUGCUCUUGAAGAAGGCAAAAGGAGGUUUUUAAGGAUGUAUAUUUGUUUUCAAGCAAUGAAGUCUGGGUUUAAGAGUGGUUUGAGACCUUUCAUUGGAUUGGAUGGAACAUUUUUGAAAGGGAAAUCUAAAGGUCAGCUCUUGGUGGCUGUUGGUCAAGAUUCUGCCAAUUAUUUAUAUCCAUUGGCUUGGUCUAUUGUUGAUAAAGAAAUAAAACUUACUUGGAAGUGGUUCUUAGGUCACCUGCAGACUUCACUAGACCUCAAAAUGGGUGAAGGGAUCACAUUUAUAUCAGAUAUGCAGAAGAUUUUGUGUAAGCAUAUAGAAGCAAAUUGGUGUAGGAGAUGGGGUUCUGGUGAGUACAAAAAAUUCCUUUGGUGGGCUGCAUGGAGUACUUAUGAAGAGGACUUCAAAGAUCAGAUAAAGAGUAUGAGUCAAGUAGAUGAUGAUGGAAAGUCUGUGGACAACAACUUGACCGAGUCAUUCAAUGCAUGGAUCUUGCAAGCAAGGCACAAGCCAAUCAUUAAGAUGCUUGAGGAUAUUAGAAUCAAGGUGAUGAACAUGAUUAAUGAACAUGAAGCUGAGGUGAUGACAUGGGGAAAUGAGUACAGUCCCAAAACCAUGGAGUUGUACAAUCAAUUCAUGAGGAUUGCAUUGAAGUGUCAUGUUAAUGGGAGUGCAGACAAUGGAUAUGAGGUGACUGAAAGUAGUGACAGGCACAUUGUGAAUCCAUGGUUAAAGAAAUGUACCUGCAGGGCAUGGGAUCUUUGUGGCAUUCCAUGUCCUCAUGCAAUCUGUGCAUUAUUGCACAAGAAAUUGGACCCUCUAAGUCAGAUUCAUUGGUACCUUACCAAAGAGGCUUAUCUCCUAACUUAUUCACAUAAGUUACAACCAGUAAGAGGAGAAAAGUUCUGA
Messenger RNA from Nicotiana tabacum (common tobacco), 1314 nucleotides. RefSeq lists its product as uncharacterized. Lineage: Eukaryota; Viridiplantae; Streptophyta; Magnoliopsida; Solanales; Solanaceae. Gene Ontology annotation, molecular function: zinc ion binding. The record is from RefSeq and is a predicted model, not a curated record.